AUGCUUAAGCUGCUGCUAUCGCUUGUGUUGGGCUUUGGCGCCGCUCGUGGCGAGCUUUUGGCCCCGAAUGCACUCGUGCUGAAUAUCACGACCACCGCGACCCACCCUAUUCCCUCGACGCUGUAUGGGUACAUGUGGGAGGACAUCAACCAUAGGUCCUAUAGUGGAGACGGUGGACUAUACGCCGAACUUCUACAAAAUCGUGCUUUCCAAGCGGUCAUUCCUGGCACCCAAAACGCUCUUACCGCAUGGCAGCCUUUCAAUGGAGCACGACUCUCCGUAACCUCAAGAACACCAGGCGUUUCUCAGGCGUUGCCUAAUAGCCUUCAAGUUCAAAUCCCAAAAGUAGUCUCUGGGCCGAUUGGGUUCGAAAACACCGGAUUCUGGGGCAUCAAGGUUCAGAGUGGAUGGAACUACACUGGCUCCUUCUACGCAAAAUCGACUUCGUUCACCGGCAGCGUGACGGUCUCCCUCAAGUCGACACGAGGCACUACGUUCGCCAGCAAAACACUGUCUGGCGUCGGCAGAGAGUGGAAAAAAUUCACCUUCACGUUCACACCGACCUCAUCCGCUUCGAACGACGACAAUGUGCUCAACUUUGUUGUGGAUGGCAAGGAGUCUGCGGGCAAGACGAUCUUCUUUGGCAUGUUUUCCUUGUUCCCGCCUACGUUCAGAGGGAGGGAGAAUGGAAUGAGGAUCGAUUUGGCGGAAGCACUCGCUGGGACGGGACCCGCAGUAUGGCGAUUCCCCGGGGGCAACAACUUGGAAGGGACGAGCAUUGCGACUCGCUGGAAGUGGAAUGAAACCAUCGGCCCGCUUGAAAGUAGGCCGGGCCGCUUAGCAGACUGGGGCUAUCCCAAUACCGAUGGUCUUGGUCUUCUCGAAUACUUGGACUGGGCCGAAGAUCUUGGUGCAGAGCCUAUAUUGGGUGUAUGGGACGGUAUUUCUACAGCCAACUAUUCCGAGCUCUCCACUUGGUCGGUGGUCCCUGAGGCAGAUCUCCAACCUUUCAUCGACGACGUGCUGGCGGAGCUCGAGUUUAUAACAGGCGAUGCAAAGAGCACGAAAGGCGGAAAAUUGCGCGCAAGCCUCGGAAGAGAAGAGCCAUAUGCACUGAAAUUUAUCGAAAUCGGGAAUGAAGACUUCUUCCAAGCCGAUUCAUAUUCUUCAUAUCGCUGGAAUGCAUUCACUACUGCGAUUGCAGCCCAAUAUCCAGGAAAAUUCGAGUUUCUGGCGACAACGCUACCGUCUACUGCUUUGACCCCUGCCUACCAAAAGAUCGACUUCCAUGAAUACAGCUCCCCAUCGUGGUUCACAAACAACUCCUUCAUGUUCGACGACUACCCUAGGAAUGGCACACAGUUUUUCGUUGGCGAAUACGCUUGCACCUCUACCAACGACACAAACACGCUUGGAGAUCUUCCCAGUGGGAGAUUGGCGUAUCCGACGCUGGAAGGGUCAGCGGCAGAAGCCGCAUUCAUGACUGGAAUGGAACGGAACAGCGAUGUGGUCUUUGCCUCUGCUUAUGCCCCGAGCUUUCAACACAUCCGCAACUUCCAGUGGACGCCAGAUAUCAUCACUUACGAUGCCAGCAGGCUCGUCAAGUCAACGUCAUACUACGUUCAACAGGCUAGUCAAAUACUUUUUAUCUCGCGCACCCAUGUUCUCUCGACUACCCCAGCGCCUAGUCCAGACACUGCGCCGCUUUUCUGGGUUGCAAGCUACCACAAUGAAAGUGAUGUUGUUUUCUUGAAGGUUUCCAACACUGGUCAGACAGAUCUCGUUGCAAAUGUCUUCCUUUCCACACCUGCGACAUCGUUGUUUGGCUCUGCCGUCUCACUAUCGUCGCCGGCUUUGAGCCAGGAUCCGGUUUCUGGGCAGUUCAACGUGUCCAACACACUGGAUAAACCCAACCAGAUCAUUCCGGUCUCUUCGUCGUUCGCCUUUCAGUUCAACGACAAAUUCAACUAUACUUUCCCCGCAACGAGCAUUACCGUACUGAGCUUCACCGUCGGAGAGAGUGCAGUACAGAUGAUUUAA
This is a messenger RNA of Mycena indigotica, 2040 nucleotides long. RefSeq names its product Glycoside hydrolase. Bases 1 to 2040 code for a protein of 679 amino acids. The transcript has 17 exons. Lineage: Eukaryota; Fungi; Basidiomycota; Agaricomycetes; Agaricales; Mycenaceae. Gene Ontology annotation, biological process: L-arabinose metabolic process. The record is from RefSeq and is a predicted model, not a curated record. Gene Ontology annotation, molecular function: alpha-L-arabinofuranosidase activity.